AUAAAAGUCAUUCGAACGAAGCAAGAAGGAAACCUUAUAGUAGAUGAUGUUUCAAACAGGACUGUUAGCCCCAAGAAGGCUGAUAUAUUAGAUGUUGUGGGAAUGCUGUAUGUUGGAGGAUUGCCCAUUAACUACACAACUAGAAGAAUUGGUCCGGUCACCUAUAGCAUCGAUGGCUGCAUCAGAAGUUUUAAAAUGACAGAAUCACCUGUUGACCUGGAUAAGCCAACUUCCAGCUUCAAUGUUGGAAAAUGCUUUGUCACUGCACAGAAAGGAACAUACUUCGAUGGAACAGGCUUUGCCAAAACAGUUGGUGCAUACAAAGUGGGAACAGACCUGCUUGUGGAAUUUGAAUUCCGUACAACACGAAUGAACGGUGUUCUCCUAGGAGUCAGCAGCCAGAAAAUGGAUGGGCUUGGCAUCGAAUUAGUAGAUGGAAAAGUGAUGUUUCAUGUUGACAAUGGUGCAGGCCGAUUCUCUGCUAUCUAUGAGCCCGAUGCACCAGGCAGCUUGUGUGAUGGACAGUGGCACAAGGUUCUUGCAAACAAGAUCAAACACCAUUUAGAGUUGACUGUGGAUGACAGACAGGUGGAUGGAAACAGCCCAAACAGGGCCUCGACCUCAGCAGACACUAAUGACCCUGUCUUUGUCGGAGGAUAUCCUGAUGGUGUGACCCAGUUUGGGCUGACCACUAAUAUCCGUUUUAAAGGAUGUAUUCGAUUUCUGAAGCUCACCAAGGGUACUGCUAAACCUCAAGAGAUUAACUUCAGCAAAGCUUUGGAGCUGAGGGGUGUUCAGCCGCUGUCAUGCCCUGCAAACUAACGGUCAUUCAGCCAGUAUGGGUCCGUUUAUAUAAGCACUUCACAUUAAAAAGAAAAAAAAUAUCUAUAUAUACAUUGCAUUCAUAAUAAAAUGUCUUUAUGC
Molecule: messenger RNA, 924 nt
Organism: Tauraco erythrolophus (red-crested turaco)
Lineage: Eukaryota; Metazoa; Chordata; Aves; Musophagiformes; Musophagidae
Source: RefSeq, a predicted model, not a curated record